Molecule: messenger RNA, 3315 nt
Organism: Limanda limanda (common dab)
Lineage: Eukaryota; Metazoa; Chordata; Actinopteri; Pleuronectiformes; Pleuronectidae
Gene: brf1a
Product: BRF1 RNA polymerase III transcription initiation factor subunit a
Exons: 19
Coding region: 87-2162 (691 amino acids)
Biological process (GO): transcription preinitiation complex assembly; DNA-templated transcription initiation; transcription by RNA polymerase III
Cellular component (GO): transcription preinitiation complex; nucleus; transcription factor TFIIIB complex
Molecular function (GO): RNA polymerase III type 3 promoter sequence-specific DNA binding; TBP-class protein binding; RNA polymerase III general transcription initiation factor activity
Source: RefSeq, a predicted model, not a curated record
ACCAUCGAGACUCUGGACUUCAGCUGAAGUGUCAACGUGUCCGCUGCUGUUCCGCUGAAGGCUUUGCGGCCGGCCCGAGCGGCGCCAUGAGCCCCCGGGUGUGUCCGAGCUGCGGCUCCUCGGACGUGGAUGUGGACCAAUCGCGUGGCGACGCCGUGUGCAUGGGCUGCGGCACCGUGCUGGAGGACAACAUCAUCGUGUCCGAGGUGCAGUUCGUGGAGUCGGGCGGGGGGGGCUCCUCGGCCGUCGGGCAGUUCGUCUCCUCGGAAUCUGAAAACAGAAUUGGGAACUUUGGAGAAUCUCACAUCGCAGGAAUCGGGCGAGCGUCUCGAGCGCAGACUCUGCAGAAAGCCCGACUACACAUCAACACUCUGGGUCACCAGCUGAAGAUGAACCAGCACUGCCUGGACACGGCCUUCAACUUCUACCGGAUGGCGCUCACCAAACAUCUGACCAACGGGCGCAAGUGCGGCCACGUCAUCGCCGCCUGCCUCUACCUGGUCUGCCGCACGGAGGGGACGCCGCACAUGCUGCUGGAUCUCAGCGACCUGCUGCAGGUGAACGUCUACGUGUUGGGAAGGACCUUCCUCGUGCUGGCCAGAGAGCUGUGCAUCAACGCCCCGGCUAUAGACCCGUGCCUCUACAUCCCACGGUUUGCCCAGCUGCUGGAGUUUGGCGAGAAGAACCAUGACGUCGCCAUGACGGCGAUGAGACUGGUGCAGAGGAUGAAGAGGGACUGGAUGCACACGGGACGAAGGCCGUCGGGACUCUGUGGAGCAGCUCUUCUCGUCGCCGCUCGCAUGCACGACUUCUGUCGCACGGUGAAGGAAAUCGUCAGCGUCGUGAAAGUCUGUGAAAGCACGUUGAGAAAAAGACUGAAUGAGUUUGAGAACACGCCCACCAGCGAGCUGACCAUCGAGGAGUUCAUGCGCGUGGAUCUGGACCAGGAGUGCGACCCGCCCUGCUUCACGGACGGACUGAAGAAGAAGAAGAUCCAGCAGCUGGAGGUGGAGCUGAAGAAAAAGAUGGACGACGUUGAAGAUGAAAUCCACGACUUCGAGGAUGAAAUCGAUGCCGAGCUCGAGAGCGUCCGACCCAAACUGAGAGGAGUGUACGCUGCUUACACUAAAGAAGAAGAUCCAGAUGUCAAAGACGACGUCCUCUCCACGUCGUCCAAAGUCUCAGACGACGUGGACGAGGAGGAGGAGGAGCUUCAGGCCGUCGCCAAGCACUUCGGCAAAGAGCUGGGCGAGCUCACGCUGGAGGCUCUGCUGAAGCUGGAGAAGAAGAGGCCGGAGGAGGAAGAGGAGGAGGAGGAAGAGGAGGAGGAGGAGGGAGGUGUCCCGAGGAGAAAAGGCCCGACGCUGGAGUCCAUCCUGGGUCGGAUGUCCACGGCCUCCACCCUGGGCCUCUCCGAGUCCAUCAGCACCUGCAUCGGACACGAGAAGGAGAACGAUGGCGCCGCAGACAGCGGGGAGCUGGACCUGAGCGGGAUCGAUGACGGAGAGAUAGAGCUGUACCUGCUGGACGACAGAGAAAUCAAAAUCAAGACGGCGCUGUGGAUGGCGGAGAACUCCGACUACCUCAAAGAGCAGAGAGAAAAGGAGGUGAAGAUAGCGAAGGAGAAGGAGCUCGGGAUCUACAAAGAGAAGAAGCCCCGAGGCCCCUCCAGGAAACGGGCGCCGAUCCGAGCGAGCACGGCCGACGAGGCCAUCGGGAAGAUGCUGGAGCAGAAGAAGAUCUCGUCCAAGAUCAACUACGACGUCCUGAAGGACCUGAACAUCAAACCCGGCGCCAGCCCGGCUCGCGCGGUGGAGUCCCCGAAGAAGGAACCGUCCGCCGCCAAGCUGACGGGACGCAACCGCAACCCUGCCCGGGCGCCGCUCAGCCUCAGCACGCCGCUAAGCACCCUGGGAAAAAGGUUGCAGCCGUUCAUCACCGGGCAGCCCAACAAGAAGCUGGCUGUGGAGCAGGUGGGCUCCUCCAACCCCCUGCCGCUGCCGGUGGGAAACCCCGCCAUCGCAGUGCUGGUGGAGAGCGGGCCGGUGGUCUACGAUGAGGCUGCCGAUGAGGAAGAGGAGGAGGAAGAGGACCCCUGCAUGAGCGCCAUGGAGAUGAUGGGCAGCAACGAUUACGGCUGCGACGGAGAGUACGAGGAUUGAUUCCAGCUUUCACCUCCUCGGCUCAUCAUCUGUUUUGGACUCGCUCCAUUUUGGCUCCCCGACUGUAUCAUGUGUUCACGACAAAGGGAAACAAAAUGGCUGCAGCCACAGAUGAGAACUGUGAAGCCGAGAGGAAGAAGUAAAACCUCCCGCUCCUCCUCGUCCAGCUCGUCCUCGUGUGGACGGACACAGAGGACAGAGGUGGUGAAGAGGAGAUGAGAGACACUGGGACAGGAAGGAAGCUCAACUGGGACAAACAUUCAUACAGUUAGGUUACAUGUGUUUUAAUAACAUAUACAUGACUGUGUUUUAAUACUUCAUGGGGAAAACCAGUCAUUUAAAUGCUGCUAAAGCAACGAUUAUGAAACGAGACAUGCAGGAAGAUUUCAUCUGGGGACGAACGCUGCAGAUUCCUCUCCUGGUUUUAACCUUUUCCAUCGUUUAGUCACCGGAAACACGAGUGGAACAAACUGUCUUCAUGCUUCAACCUGCACUUAUCACUCGAGUACUUAACAGACGGCGACGAGAACAACUUCCUGUCGCCUCCGAACCCUGUUCCUACAUUUCAGCGUCUCCACGGCAACACGCUCUCCAAACAAGCUUCUGCCAAUCAGGUUAGCGUGGGAUCAAUCAUCGCUACCCGUGAUUGGCCGAUUGUAUUAUUCAGGUCGAUUAAAGCCUUCUGUGAUUGGUGGACGGACGCGAGCCGCCUGCGUCUCCGAAGCCUCACAGCGACGACGCCUUCGAACAGGAAGUACCAGGUUUAUGCGCCAAUGUCUGUUGUUGAAUAUGAAUUAGUGAGAUUUUAGUGCAUUUUUUAUUUAGCUGGUAAUUCAGUUUGGGCUUUUCCGGUUUAUUUUGUGACAGAACGGAUCUAAUUUAACGAGGUUGUAUCUUUUCCUUUGAGGCGAUCAUGCUUUACGGCGUCCACUGAGGCGUUUAGGAUCUAUUUUCUAUUUAAGGUUUUAUGAUUUUUUUGUGUUGGAGUAAUGACACUUGAGAGGUGAAAGUGAAUGUGGCCUUUUCACUGUGUCCACACACACACACACACACACACAACAGUGUUUAACGAGGCGUCCCUGAACGCCUCUGCUGCUGCUGCUGAUGUUACAACCUGCAUACUGUUGUGUGAGUUUGCUGCUAAAGUAAAGAU